Tribolium madens (black flour beetle) is the source of this 6074-nucleotide messenger RNA. It is a transcript of the gene asp, whose product is annotated as protein abnormal spindle. Lineage: Eukaryota; Metazoa; Arthropoda; Insecta; Coleoptera; Tenebrionidae. Gene Ontology annotation, biological process: mitotic cell cycle; establishment of meiotic spindle localization; spindle organization. The record is from RefSeq and is a predicted model, not a curated record. Gene Ontology annotation, molecular function: protein binding. The transcript is spliced from 6 exons. The coding region runs from base 134 to 6028 and encodes 1964 amino acids. Gene Ontology annotation, cellular component: spindle pole.
UCGAAGCACAUUUGACGGUUUUUAUUUGAAGUGAUUUUAAUCAAAAAAUUAUCUCAACCAUAUUUUUUUGAAACUGAUUGCCCCGUUAAAAUUUUUAAUUAUUGUUGAGCUUGUUUGUGUGUAGUUUAUAGUAAUGUUUUUACAAUUUUCUCCUCCGGUGAGACAAGUAACGAAAAAAACGGCUAUAAAAGAAGUCGAACCGGAAUAUGCCGUACUAUCGUUGGCCCCUUUUACCCCCAAUCCGAAAAUAUGUUUCGAAAACGUCAAAAUCGGCCAAAUGACCACACAGAAAUUGAUCAUAAGGAAUCCGACAAGCCAGAAAACAGAGCUGUUUGCAAAAAUAACAAUUCCGGAAGAAAUAAACUUGUGUUUAAAUUGGUUUGGAUGCAUAAUUGAUGCACAGAGUGAAGAAACCCUUGAACUUAUUUGGACCCCUACUUGUGAAGGAGCUUGGCGGUUUAUUUUACAACUAACUGACGGUAAAAGAACAUGCAGGGACAUUCCUGUCGUUCUUAAAACAAUUACUUCUAAAAAAAACAAAAAGGUGAUCCAGAAACGCCUACCACGGUUUGUGGCCAAGAAAAACACAUCACCAGUUCAAAGUUUUGCCAGUAGAAGAAGGUCGCCACAGAAGAGAACAGCCCUGCCCAAUAUCACAAACAUACCGACCAUAGUUGAAAUGCCCCCAGAAAAUGUAUUUUAUGGGAAAGAAAAUUUUAGUUUUAUUCCGGAUACAAGUUUCAAAGUUGAAUUAAGAAGGGAGACCUACACCGUGGAUCAUAACAUCCCCGAGUCGGUUUUUGAUGACAGUUUGGAAAACAUAACUGUGGUAAAGUCCCCAAAUGUUUCAUUUGAACGUCGGCUACAGUCAGAGUCGUUUGCACUUUCAUCACUGUUAACACCCUCCAAUAACAUCGAGUUCAAUCCUGAUCACUGCUCAACUGAUGAGAAAUCAAUUAACAUCACUAAUGUUGUUCCUUAUUGCAAACCAACGUCGCUAUUUCCAGACACAACCUUCGAAAUUGUUAAAAAUCUAAGUACUGAAACCUACGUCAAGUCAAAUUUAAGUUCUGAAACCUACACUAAAUCCGAUUCGGUUCCGAACAUUUCCGAUGUGAGCGUAUUAAGCACACCCCCGAGUUUUUCCCAGAAAUCCCGCCUCGACAGCCUCCUAGGCAAUGGAGUGAAGAUGACAAUAGAGGCCGAUAUGUGGUCGAACGCRUGCGCCAAUCGGCCUCUAGUCGCGAUUAAAGAAGAACCAGAAAGUGUGCCCCCAAAAUCAAAAACUUUGAAACGCAAAAGCGACGUCACUUUCAGCGUGACAUCACCGAAACGACCGAAUCGGGGUUUCCCCCAAGACUGGACUAAACGAAACGUGUUUGUUUUCGAACCGGAAGUCGUGGUUUGGUUGGAGGGACAAGAGGAGAAUUUUAAAAAGUGGCUCAAUGCCAUUUUGACACCACCAAUCGAUCUCGAUUCGAACGAGCAAGGGCAUCCGCUAAAUGUCGCUCAAUUGUGGCGAGACUGCAAGAAAAGGGAAGUUGAGGCGGCACCAACGAGGGAAGUACUCUCGGAAAGAUUUCACAAUAAUUCGAAAUUGAACGCUUUGAGGAGGACAGCGAAGAUGUUUUACCAGUCUGUUGAAAUUCAAACUGUUUUGAGUAAAGUAUGGGCGGCUGUGGAUGUGAACAAACUUGCUAUAAGGGAUGACCGCGAUGUGCAUCUAGACUUGGCCCUACAAGCCGAUGUCAUGCAAGUGGUUUUGAGUUACAAUCCCUUGUGGUUGCGUAUCGGUCUGGAAACCAUUUAUGGACGGGUAAUUCCCCUGAAAUCCAAUUCGGAUAUUUACGGUUUGACCAGAUUUCUUUGGGAGAGGUUUAUGAGGGAUCCGGUUUUACUAAAGAAACACCGGUCGGUGCAUUCGCCGAAAUAUAAGUCCGAUAUUAAAAAAUUCAUUUUGAAGAAGUUUCUCGCUUUGAUUUAUUUCUUAGAUCGGGCCAAGACUAAUAAAUUGAUAGCUCACGACCCUUGUCUCUUCUGCAAAAAUGCCCCAAUUAAAGAGAGCCAAACUGCUCUAACAACAUUCUCUCGAGAAACUCUAUCUUCAAUGGGAGACAUCACAAAAUAUUUGAAACACUACCACUAUAUGCUCGAACACAAACAAACCUACUUAAACGAAUUUGAUUACGCCGUCAAUUGUCUCGGAGUCGACUUGAGAGACGGUGUCAGACUCACACGAAUCAUGGAAGUCAUCCUUUUAGAGGAAAACUUAAGUAAAAAUCUCCGAGUCCCUGCCAUUUCUCGUUUGCAAAAAAUCCACAACAUGAAAAUCGUGUUUGAAGCUUUGCAAAAAUCAGGAUUCGAAAUCCUUUACGAUAUAUCUCCAAGUGAUAUUGUCAACGGACACAAAGAAAAAACUUUGUCUUUCCUGUGGCAACUCAUUUACAAAUUCCAUACUCCACUAAUGGCCAAAAGUGUGACGCUUAUAACAAAAUGGUGGCGAAGUGAACGAAUUGUUCAAAAAAGACGCCACUUGACACGGAUUCGAGAAGAGAAAAAUUUGGCUGCUAUAAAAAUCCAAAAGUGCCUUCGGAUGUUUUUGGCUAAACGCCGGUACCAAAAGUUGCAAAAGAGUGUCAUUUUGAUGCAGAAGUGUUUCAAAGCUAGGAAACAGAAAAGAGAAUUUGAUAAUUUGAAAGGAGCAGUUUUGGUGAUUCAGCGCCGGUGGAGGGCGACUUUAGCAAUGCGAAUUGAAAGGGUCAAGUUCCAGGUUUUAAAGGAAGCGACGAUUUACGUUCAGAGACGAUUUCGGGCUAAAUUAAUGGGGGAGACAGAUUUGAAUCGAUUUGAGAAGCUGCGACAAACUGUUGUGUUUGUCCAAAGGAAAUGGAGAGCAAAGUUAAUGAUGAGACAACAAUUGUGGCAUUUUCAGACUUUGAAAGUUACGGCUAUUAUCGUUCAGAGACGCUUUAGAGCAAACAAAAUAUCAAGAAUGCAAUUUGAAGCUUUCAACCGGUUAAAAAAAGCAACGAUUUUUGUGCAAAGGCGGUGGAGAGCGAAUCGUGCAAUGCGUGCUCAAAUAGAGCGCUUCCAAAGUCUGAAAAAAAGUACAGUUUUGGUACAGCAAAAAUGGCGAGCAAAAGUCGCAAUGAAAAUGGAACAAAAACAAUUCAAACAACUCAAAAACGCAGCAGUUGUCAUUCAGAGUUGCUUCAGAGCGAAAUUAGUAUACGAAAGGUUCAGGAAUUUAAAACGGGUCACAAUUUUGAUUCAGAGGAAAUGGAGGGCAAUAUUAGCAAUGCGUACCCAAUUGGAGGAAUACGAGACUUUGAGAAAAACGACUGUUUUUAUUCAAAUGAAAUGGAGAGCAACUUUGAGAAUGAGAAAGGAAAGAGAAGAAUUUUUAGCAAUGAAGAAAGCAACCGUUUUGCUUCAAAGCUACUUUAGAAUGAGAUUGGAAAUGGACAAAUUUAAUCAACUGAAAGGAGCUGUGAUUUUCGUGCAAAGCAAAUGGCGAGCAAAAGUGGCGUUAGAGAAAUAUCAAGCUCUAAAAAAAGCUAGUCUUUUUGUUCAGAGGAAGUGGAGGGCUAAAAUCGCAAUGAUUUGUUCGAAAGGGAAGUUUGAAGCUUUGAAAAAAGCCGCUAUUGUGAUCCAGAGACGUUUUCGAGCAAAUAAAGCUGCAAAAUUGGAAAGGGAUCGUUUUAAUACACUCAAGAGAGCUUCAAUUUUAAUUCAACGAAAUUGGAGGAAGAGGAAAAUCAUGAUUGAAUACCGAAAUUUGAGACAGGCUGUUAUUUUCGUACAAAAUAAAUGGAGAGCUAAAUUAGCAAUGAGAAACGCUGUCCUGAGAUUUGAAGAGUUGAAAAAGGCAACUUUAGUGAUUCAAAGACGUUUCAGAGCAAAUCAAUUAGCAACAAUUGAAAAGAAUAGUUUUGAUGAGUUGAAAAGGGUCACAAUAUUGGUUCAAAGAAAAUGGAGAGCAAAGUUAAUGAUGAGAUCCCAAUUUUCCAAUUUCCAAGUUUUGAAAAAUGCUACUAUUACCAUUCAGAGACGUUUCAGAGCUAACAAAAGAAUGAAAUUAGAGAGAAAUAAUUUCCAGGCUUUGAAGACUGCUACUAUCUUCAUUCAAAAUCGUUUCAGAGCAAAUAAAUUCGCAAGAAUUGAAAAGAACAGUUUUGAUGAGUUGAAAAGAGUGACAAUUUUGGUUCAAAGAAAAUGGAGAGGAAAAUUAGCGAUGAGAUGUCAAGUUACGAAAUUCCAGACUUUAAAAAAUUCCACUAUUACUAUCCAAAGACGUUUCAGAGCUAACCAAAUGACGAAAUUAGAGUCGAACAAUUAUAAAGCUUUAAAGACCGCUGCUAUUGUAAUUCAACGACGUUUUCGAGCAAAUAAAUUGUCAAAAGCUGAAAAAAACAAUUUUGAAGAAUUGCAAAGAGUAACGAUUUUGAUUCAAAGAAAAUGGAGAGCGAAAUUAGCGAUGAGGUCUCAAGUUGUGAAUUACCAGGCCUUGAAAAAUGCUACUAUUACUAUUCAGAGACGCUUCAGAGCUAACAAAAUGGCAAAAUUGGAGUCGAAUAAAUAUCAGAGUUUGAGGAUUUCCACUAUCUUCAUUCAGAGACGUUUCAGAGCAAAUAAAUUGUCGAGGACUGAAAACAAUUAUUUUAAAGAGCUGAAAAGAGUAACAAUUUUGGUACAAAGAAAGUGGAGAGCAAAGGAAGCAAUGAGACGUCAAGUUGCGAAUUUCCAAAGUUUGAAAAAUGCUUCUAUUUCUAUUCAGAGGCGUUUCAGAGCUAACAAAAAGGCAAAAUUAGUGUCAAACAAAUAUAAUACAUUGAGGGCCGCUACUAUUUUGAUUCAAAGACGUUGGAGGGCCACUUUAUUAAUGAGGACUGAAUUGAGGAAAUACCAAAUUUUGAAAGUAGCAACUCUUUCAAUUCAAAGACGUUUCAGAGCAAACAUUGCUCGAGAAACAGAUCGAAAUAAUUUUAUCGCUUUGAAGAGAGUCACUAUUGUAAUUCAAAACCAAUGGAGAGCUGUACAGGCAAUGCGACGAGAGAGAAAGAAAUUCAAUGAUUUGAAACGAGCAGUGAUUUUAAUUCAGAGAUUGUGCAGAAGACGACUUGUUUUAAUGCACGAAUUGAGAAGAAAACGAGAAGAAGAAGCAAGUAUCGUUAUUCAGAAGCAUGUGAGGGGGUUUUUGGUUCGACAUAAAUUUUCGAAAUAUUUAACACCGGAAGCAAUUGCCGAGCGAAGAGAACUGAAGAUAAAGAACUCCGCUGCGACUAAAAUUCAGGCUGUUUGGAGAGGUUACAAAUCGCGGUUGUCUCAACCACCCAAACUCAAGAAGAUCUGUAAGAGAUUGAAUGAAGCAAAUGCAUUGGCUGUUCCGCAAAAUACUCUCGGCUCGCGGUGCAGGAAAGCUGUUUUACAGUUAAACAYCAGUAAUUUAUCAACUGAUGAAAUUUUACGCAUUUUGGAAGACUUAGACUUUUUCACGAGAAGAAGUAAGGAAUCCUGUCUGCAAUUAGGAGCCAAAUUACCGCGCUGUCUCUAUCACACUAUAACAUCAACGAAUAGGUCGCCUCACGAGAUUCAAGUUUCCACAGCGGCAACUUUAAUUUUAAUCAAUUUCUACCGCUUUGAGCCGACUCGGAGUAAAACGUGGAUUCCUGAGUUCAUCGAACCAUUAUUGUCUGUGAUGCUUCAUUCUUGUGAUAAGGAGACGCCUCUAUUUCCCACACUUUGUACUUUGUUUUGGUUGUUUUCGCACAAUGAGGAGUACAAAAAUACCAUCAUCUCCAGUCCGAAUUUCAAACAGAAAAUGACGCUUAUUUGUAAGCAUUGCGACCGAAAGGAAAAAAUGAACAGCAAAAUCAACAUUAGAUUUCCGUCAUUUUUUUCGCCAUACGAAAAACUGCCGUUACCUAGUCUUACUCCAGACUGGGGGUUGGACUACAAAGAUAACCCGAAAACGUUCAGUAAUUCGAUUCACGCCCUUAAAUGUUUAACAAGUAGAUUAUGCUUUUAAUGUUUAUUGUUUUUAUUAAAUGAAAUACAGUGCUUUCUUUUACCUA